Messenger RNA from Hippopotamus amphibius kiboko, 2833 nucleotides. It is a transcript of the gene DYNC1I1, whose product is annotated as dynein cytoplasmic 1 intermediate chain 1. Bases 123 to 2009 code for a protein of 628 amino acids. Gene Ontology annotation, biological process: transport along microtubule. Gene Ontology annotation, cellular component: cytoplasmic dynein complex. The transcript has 17 exons. Gene Ontology annotation, molecular function: dynein light chain binding; dynein heavy chain binding. Lineage: Eukaryota; Metazoa; Chordata; Mammalia; Artiodactyla; Hippopotamidae. The record is from RefSeq and is a predicted model, not a curated record.
CGCCGGGCCCGCCGCCCUCGGGAAAGGCUCGAGCGCCGCCGCCGCCGCCGCCGCCGCACGGGAGCCGCCGCCGCGCUCGCGAGCCCAGUGCAGCCGCCGCAGACCGCGUCCAGGAAACCAACAUGUCUGACAAAAGUGACUUAAAAGCUGAGCUAGAGCGCAAAAAACAGCGCUUAGCGCAGAUAAGAGAAGAGAAGAAACGGAAGGAAGAGGAGAGGAAAAAGAAAGAAGCCGACAUGCAGCAGAAGAAGGAGCCGGUUCAGGAUGACUCUGACUUGGAUCGCAAGCGCCGGGAGACGGAGGCUCUGCUGCAGAGCAUCGGGAUCUCGCCGGAGCCCCCUCUAGUCCCAACCCCUAUGUCUCCCUCCUCGAAAUCAGUGAGCACUCCCAGUGAAGCUGGAAGCCAGGACUCAGGCGACUUGGGACCAUUAACAAGGACCCUGCAGUGGGACACAGACCCCUCAGUGCUCCAGCUGCAGUCAGACUCAGAACUUGGACGAAGACUGCAUAAGCUGGGUGUGUCAAAGGUUACCCAAGUGGAUUUCCUGCCCAGGGAGGUGGUGUCCUACUCCAAGGAGACUCAGACCCCUUUGGCUACACAUCAGUCCGAAGAGGAUGAGGAUGAUGAGGAAAUGGUGGAACCUAAAGUUGGCCAGGAUUCUGAACUGGAAGAUCAGAACAAAAAACAGGAGGUGAAGGAAGCUCCUCCAAGGGAGCUGACAGAGGAAGAAAAACAGCAGAUCCUUCACUCAGAGGAAUUUCUCAUCUUUUUUGAUCGGACAAUACGGGUAAUUGAAAGAGCACUGGCAGAAGACUCCGAUAUCUUCUUUGACUAUAGCGGUCGAGAGUUAGAGGAGAAAGAUGGGGAUGUCCAGGCUGGAGCCAACCUUUCUUUCAGUCGUCAGUUCUAUGAUGAGCAUUGGUCCAAGCAUCGAGUAGUCACUUGUAUGGACUGGUCUCUCCAGUACCCUGAGCUGAUGGUCGCUUCCUACAACAACAACGAAGAUGCUCCCCACGAACCAGAUGGAGUGGCCUUGGUUUGGAACAUGAAGUUUAAGAAAACCACACCAGAAUACGUCUUCCACUGUCAGUCCUCCGUGAUGUCAGUCUGCUUCGCUCGUUUCCAUCCCAACUUGGUAGUUGGUGGGACUUACUCGGGCCAGAUUGUCCUGUGGGAUAAUCGCAGUCAUCGGAGGACGCCGGUCCAGCGGACACCCUUGUCAGCUGCUGCACACACGCAUCCCGUGUACUGUGUAAAUGUUGUUGGAACCCAGAAUGCCCAUAACCUCAUCACUGUCUCCACUGAUGGUAAAAUGUGUUCCUGGAGCCUGGACAUGCUCUCCACUCCACAGGAGAGCAUGGAGCUGGUGUACAAUAAGUCCAAGCCUGUGGCUGUUACCGGAAUGGCUUUCCCAACGGGAGACGUCAAUAACUUCGUGGUUGGCAGUGAGGAGGGUACAGUCUACACGGCCUGUCGUCAUGGAAGCAAAGCAGGUAUUGGGGAAGUCUUCGAAGGCCACCAAGGCCCAGUGACAGGAAUUAACUGCCACAUGGCAGUGGGCCCACUUGACUUUUCACACCUGUUUGUCACGUCAUCGUUUGACUGGACCGUCAAACUGUGGACCACAAAGCACAACAAGCCGCUCUACUCCUUUGAAGACAAUGCAGACUAUGUGUACGACGUCAUGUGGUCCCCCGUGCAUCCCGCGCUCUUUGCCUGCGUGGACGGGAUGGGGCGCCUGGACCUCUGGAACCUCAACAAUGACACCGAGGUUCCAACAGCAAGUGUGGCCAUUGAGGGGGCGUCUGCCCUAAACCGUGUUCGUUGGGCUCAAGGUGGCAAAGAGGUUGCCGUUGGGGACUCAGAAGGCCGUAUUUGGAUCUACGACGUUGGAGAGCUUGCAGUUCCCCACAAUGAUGAGUGGACCCGAUUUGCCAGGACCCUUGUGGAGAUUCGCGCUAAUAGAGCUGAUAGCGAGGAGGAAGGCACCGCUGAGUUAUCUACCUAGUGGAAGAGAGCGGUCCCCACCUUGACCUAAGAGAGCUCAGCAUCUGCAGUCAUCAAGUCUGCUUGUAUUCAGUGUCCAUUCAGUAUCAGUAUUGCUGUGACCUUUGGGGUGCCGUGUUGUGCCAGCUUCGCUCCGAGUAUUCCAAAUGUAUCCCACCCUACUGUCCACUGACCUGAAAUUCACCAGAGCAUUUCUGUAUAUUUCUGUCUCAAAAAUGGGGGUGGGGGGUGGGAGCCUUUUUGGGUUGAGUUGUUGCCUUUUAACUACUUAGUAGCUGUAUUUAAUAGCUGGAAACCUCUGGUUAAAUUUGUGCUUACACGCACUUCUGGCAUAGUCCUAUUAAAUCCAUAUGAAGCCAGAUAUGAUUAGGUACAGAUGUGGUGUGCUUCAUGCUAUGUUGCAGGGCCAGAGACUUGAGAUGUGGUGUUUUACACGGUGACUCACAUUAUGAAUGGAUUUACUAGAAGUACAUUGCUGCUCCUUAUUUAUUGUGGUGUGCUGCAUGGAACAUAUUUAUUUGAAAGCAUUAAAAUAAAUGAUCCUAGAGCAUGUGCAUAAUGAGAGGACUGCAUUGUCUCUGUUGCUGCUGAGGUUACAUUAAGUUCCAAAUAACAAUUACAGUAUGCCGGUUCCACUGAGGACAUGAAAUCGUUAGAGGUUUGUUGCAGGGAAUGGAAUGAAUUUUAAUGCCUAUUAUUUCUAGGUACGUUAACAAUAUUUCAAAUAUAGUUGAUCACUGAUACUUGUCAUUCAAGCUAACCCAGUCUGACAAAAGUCUGUGGGUCCUAAAUAUGACACCAGUAUCGCCAAUAAAAUGUUCCAAA